UAUGAACUGACACACACACAUGAUUUCAACAGUCGACUUCACACACACACAGACAAAUGUGAACACAACACUAAACUACGACGCAAACAUAAAAAACUACAACUUCACAUACAAAAAUGCUACGGAAAACGAUACGUUCGGAAAAAAUGGAUUAUACGAUUCGGACUUCGAGUUCGGAAAUUCUUCAUUUCAAAAUUCGAAUCUUAUCAAUUCUACAUUCGAAAAUUCGAACCUCACCGAUUCUGCGUUCGAAAUGCCGAACGAUAACUUCACGGAGUACGCUGAGGUCCCGUAUUACAUAAAGGCGACGUCGAUGACCUUUUGCAUAGUGAUUAUGUGUCUAGGCGUGAUCGGAAACGUUAUGGUGCCAAUAGUGAUACUGAAGACGAAAGAUAUGAGGAACUCUACGAACAUAUUUCUGGUGAACCUGAGUAUUGCCGACUUGAUGGUGUUGCUUGUGUGUACUCCUACGGUGUUAGUCGAGGUGAACUCGAAGCCGGAGACUUGGGUGCUCGGCAAGGAACUCUGUCUAGCAGUCCCCUUCGUGGAGCUGACGGUCACACACGCGUCAGUACUGACCAUCCUCGCCAUCAGCUUCGAGAGAUACUACGCCAUCUGCGAGCCACUGAGAGCUGGAUACGUCUGCACAAAAACUCGGGCGACGCUCAUCUGCGCGCUCGUGUGGUUCUUCGCGGCUCUGUUUACUAGUCCGAUCCUGGGAGUGGCAAAAUUCACCUAUGAAAAGUAUUCAGAUGGCACCGAAGUUCCUGUGUGCCUCACCCAAGCCGACACCUUCUGGUCUGCCCUGUUCUUCAUUCUUACCAUCGCUGUCUUCUUCAUCGUGCCCCUUGGAGUUCUGCUCGUUCUCUACAGCGUCAUAGCCAAGAACCUCAUGGAGAAUCCAGCCAUCAUAGCCCAAAACAACAAGAACUCUGGCUCCGGCAACGUCGUCCGAUACAGAAAACAAGUCAUUCUCAUGUUAGGGACCGUUGUACUAUCGUUCUUCAUAUGCCUCCUACCUUUUAAAGCAUUGACACUAUGGAUCAUAAUAUUCCCACCAGAGACAAUAAUGUCAUUAGGUAUAGAUGGUUAUUACAUUCUGUUAUAUUUUUGUAGAGUUAUGCUAUAUUUAAAUUCGGCUAUUAAUCCUAUAUUGUACAACUUGAUGUCGUCUAAAUUCCGCGAGGGCUUCGUGAAGUUGUUGAAGAUCAAUAAGUUAAUGAGGUACAGUAGGAAUUUGAGGGAGACAAUGCAAAGACGAGACACAUUUAAUACAACGACGUCAACAGGAUUCUCCAGUAGUCAGAACACGUCCGAUUCCUUCUGGAGAAGGUACAGUAACCGUACAUCGUCUCAGAAGAUAAUAUUGAAUAAAGAAAGGUUACAAGACACAGAAAGGAAACAGAGUCUUAAGAUCGGAGAGAUUGUUAACGUAGAGAACACACGUAGAAAUAGUAUGAAAGUAAUAGCUGCUUUGAACGAAAGCAUUGAAGCAGUGGACGAAGCGUCAGAGUAUACGGAACACAAUAAACAAAUACAUAUAUUAAAUUUAGACAAAAAGACGAAUAGCGUUUAUUCAAUAACUUUAGAUGUAAAUAAUGAAGGCGGAAAUAGGUUCAUGUGCAUCCCGCAAGAUGCUGAAUAUAAAAAUAAUAUAUACAUAUGUAACUAUAAUGCUAAGGAGAGUUUUGUUUGAUUUCAGAACAAUUGGAGUGGAACUUCUGAAGAUUAAAUUACGAAAAAAUCUGAUAUUAAUGAUUAUUGCCUAUAAUGUCAUGUUUCGGGGCCAUGGUUUUUGUUAAAUGGAAAGCGAUUGAUAGUAACCUCUUUUAAUUUUGGGUUACAUUAAACUAAACAUCAAUUUCAGUUAGUUCGUUUGUAAGAUCAGAUUUUUGCAAAAUUACUCCGUCAUACUAAGACCAAAAUAUACAUAAUUAAGGUCACAUCGAAGGUAUUGCAGACAGAUAAAUAAUAUUCCAAAUAUUUAAUUUCGGUGGUAAAGUGGAUUAGUCUGAUUGGAUAGGCAAACACUGUCGUCACGGUUCAAAUUGGAUAGCUCGAGUGGCAGUGGGCCGGCUACAUUUACUUAAUAACUGAUAACGGCUUUUACCCCGUCUGAUCUAAUAAUAACUUUAAAUUAUAAAAUAUCAGAUAUUUGGAGCAUUUUUAGUAAAUUCGAAUAAAAUAUCUUGAAACAGUUUUAGAAGCUUAAGAGACUAUUAAUUGAUUUCGUAAUUAGAUAGAAAUGAAUAUGCAUGAAAAUAUACUACGCUCUAUCAAUCACGGUUAAAGACAUGAACCACACAGCACGAUUGGCAGAGACUAUUCAAUUUAAAAUUAUCUUUUUUAUUAAUAUACUUACUCAAUAUUGGUAAUAAUACAUACAUAGUAUCGCGUCUCAAUCCCAUAGGGGUAGGGGUAGGCUAUGGAUUGCCACCUUACACGAUUCUGGCAUACUUCUUUCGCUUCCUCCACCUUCAUCAAUCUUUUCAUGCAUUUUGGUAUUAAAAUAAUAUUAACUAUUAUGUACUUGCUAUCUUAUAAAACAUUUUCUUUAGAAGUUCCAUCCCAAUAUCUAUUUUAAUAUAUUAUCACGUUUCUGAAUGCAUUUAUUUUUUGUAGUACACAUUUUAUACAUUUCUAGUUUUCGAUAAAACCUUUAUGUGAAAAUAGACCAACGUUUAAAUACUGUGAUGUUUUGAUGAGAAAAUAUUAAGAGAAACAUUUUUGAAUCUUAUUCACAUAAUUUACAGUAAAGCAAGACUUGCUGUUCUGCCAACGUAUAAAUUUACAACACGAUACAUAUCUGGUACAGGCAAAUCCUAGCCAACAUAGAUUGCACCGAACUAUGACGUAAUUCUUGUUAACAUAGCCUACAUCGCGUGAGUUGAUCGCCAGCUACAAUACAAGUCCUCUACGGGACAGACUGUUUUCAAUUAGACUUGUCUAUCCUUUAUUUGAAUAACAUACAUAAUUGGUUCUUUUAUUGACAUUGUAUGACAAAUAAUAAUGGGUGUUUAGUUCUUACUACCCGCGUCAUUUAAUUUCGGGUACUCAAUAUUAGGUGACUACGUACAUCAGCUAAGUAAAAGCAGCUUAGAUUAUAAUAUUUACAACAACGAAUUGUUAGCUUAACAUGGAUUUGUGAAAUAGGAUUUAAGAUUUCAUUCCAUCCACAUUCUCCUAUUUGAAAUUCGAACAGUCAUGUCACGGAAAAUUCCGCCAUUUGAAAUUCGAACACACGUCACUUCAGUAUACAGUCGGUAUAUAGUCGGUACUCACACUAUUUUUCUACCUACAAUAAAGUCGCACUAGCCACUACGAUUACGAGCAUGAAUUGGUAUGAACUACAAACUAUACAUUUACUUACAUUCCUUUGAAAGAACGCAUUUACGUCAAAACAUCACAGCGUGUUCCAAUAUAUUUCUAAUAUUUUAUCAUAGUUUAAGAGAAUGACAAUAACAUUUGAUUUGAACAACAAUCGAAAUCUUAACUGCUAAGUUUAUAUUAGAUCAAUGUACAGACCAAGCUGAGACAAUUUAGUAUAAGUUAAUUUUGGAGUAUAUGAAAUGUUCUUGGAAAAUAUCUUUUUAUAGACAAAAGAACUUUUACUUUACAUCCUAGUUCAGCGUAGUUAUCAAGUCUUUUACGUUUAACAUUAAUUCCACAAUAAAAUUGACGUAAAUGAAGAACAAAGAAGUUUAUUAGUUUUUAGUAAAUUAUAGUAUCUAUUAAGAUAUUUCGGAAUAAAACAUCUUUUUAACAUAAUCGUUUACUUUCUUCAUGAGCAGUCAUAACUUUUGUUAACAGAUAUAGAGAGAUAUAUUUACGUAGCACAGAAUUCUAAUUCACUUUAUUUGUCGGAAGCACGUUUGGUAGACGGGUGGGGUUUAAAACUAACAUUUUUGUGAAAGGGUACGGUAUUUUUAGAGUAUCGCGUCGGCUAAAAAUGUGGACGUUUACUGUAAAAGCCUUGUCCAUUAUUUGCAGCUGAGUUUAAAUGAAACCAAAGUGAACAUUGGCAAAAUGAGCAAAACGAUUGUGCCUAAUAACGAUGUACUUGCUUUUUAUUGGAUGAAAAUAAAAACAAUUUUUAUAAUUCAAAAAGGAAAGAUAUUCUUGGUUAAAAUUUUAUGUCCCUUUGUAAGGAUAGUAUAAUGUUUGAGGCCUGAACCGAUAUAAAUAAUUUUUAUUUUUAAGUUGUUCGUGUAAGGUAUAAUAUCUUGAUUUUAAUUUAUAACUAUACAAUUGUUUACACAUAAAUUCAUUCUAUUUAACUUCCGCUAACCAAAUAAAAAAGCUAACUAUACACUGCCAGAAUCAAGUACUAUCAACAAAACACAAUUCGUAUACUCCAAAAAUAGUAUAAGAAUGCCGGGUAUAGACUAAGUGAACGAGCGCGAACGAACGCUAAUGAACGAACGCGAAUUAGUAUGUAAAAACGAUUCACAGAAGGUGUCUCAGUUGCGAGCAUGCGGACCCGAGCGUUGAAAAUCAUUCGUUCGCGUUCGCUCGCGCUCUUUCGUUUCGUACGCACCCUGUAUUAAAGAAUAUAAAAAAUAUAUUUACGAAAAUGUAUGAAUGUGUUAAUAAAUAUGUAGAAAUUAAGUAAGUAUGUACUUAAUAAAUA
This is a messenger RNA of Manduca sexta (tobacco hornworm), 4630 nucleotides long. RefSeq names its product thyrotropin-releasing hormone receptor (gene Ethr). The record is from RefSeq and is a predicted model, not a curated record. Bases 20 to 1696 code for a protein of 558 amino acids. Lineage: Eukaryota; Metazoa; Arthropoda; Insecta; Lepidoptera; Sphingidae. Gene Ontology annotation, biological process: G protein-coupled receptor signaling pathway. Gene Ontology annotation, molecular function: thyrotropin-releasing hormone receptor activity. The transcript has 3 exons. Gene Ontology annotation, cellular component: plasma membrane.